Molecule: messenger RNA, 3231 nt
Organism: Drosophila virilis
Lineage: Eukaryota; Metazoa; Arthropoda; Insecta; Diptera; Drosophilidae
Product: modifier of mdg4
Biological process (GO): regulation of transcription by RNA polymerase II
Cellular component (GO): nucleus
Molecular function (GO): protein binding
Source: RefSeq, a predicted model, not a curated record
UAACAGAAUGCCACAAUAACAUAAGCUUGCCAAAAAGCAACUAAUUUUGCCGUGAAAAAAAAAAGUGUGAAAAUAUUGAAAAAUGAAUACCUACAAAACGCAAAUAAAUAAAUAAAUGCAAAAUCAAAAUGUGCACUGCAUAAUACGUAAAGCGUACCGAGUAAACGAGUAGCGGCAAACAAACUACAGCGUAUGUGCAUUAAUAAAAUGAUUUGCGGUUGCGUGGAGCAGCGUCUUUUCCGCAAUUAGCUACUAAAAUACACUGAAAAUAAACAAAAACACAAAGUGCGAAGGCAAUACAAACAACACAUUUUGAAUUUGAAAUUAAUCAAUGCAAACAGCGUGCGCACACUGCACGUAAUUAAAUAAGUUGGCUACUUCUGUUUACUUGCUAAGAGAAACGACAAGUGCGCGCGGUUGGCCCAACUGCAAACCCGGGUUAAUUGGAUUAGGGCCCAAAAAGCGGGGCAGCGGCUGUGCCUGAGGCUGACGUUGAGGCUCUGGCGGUGGCGCAGGCGUUGGCGGCGGCAGGCGUGUCGGGCGCAAUUGGUGUUUGUUGCAAUUAGUUGAUCGGCCUUAGCAAUGGCAACGACACAGCAAUAUUCGCUGCGCUGGAAUAACUAUUUGCGGCAUUUGACCUACUCGCUGGACAAUCACAGGCUGAACGAUGAUUUUGUUGAUGUCAGCCUGUGCGUGGACGGGCGCAAGAUCAAGGCGCACAAGGUGGUGCUCAGCUCGUGUUCAUCGUAUUUUAAGGAGAUAUUUAAAGAGAAUCCGCAUCCACAUCCAGUCAUUAUAUUUAAGUUUAUCAAAUUCGAAGAUCUCAACUCCAUAGUCGAGUUUAUGUAUCAGGGCGAGGUGAAUGUUCAACAAGAGGCGCUGCAAUCCUUUCUGCAGACAGCCGAACUGCUGGCCGUGCAGGGCCUGACCGCUGAGGAGAAGGAGAAACCGCAGCUGCCGGUGGCGCCGCUCAUAAGCGAUCACAAGCUCAUCAAGACGAUACCCAGCACGAUACGCGCCGUCAACGAGCAGCAGCAGCAACAGCAGCAGCAACACCACCAGCAUCAGCAACAGCAGCAGCAGCAGCAUCAGCAGCAGCAGCAACAGCAGCAGGUGGCUGUUGCAAGCAUCGCUCAAGCGCAGAGCGCCACACAAACCAUCGAAAUACCAACGGCCACGCUGUUGCAGGCAACGGCAACGCAGGUUCAAACGCAGGUAGCUGCUGCCGCGGCGGCUCAGCUGCAGGUGCAGCAGACCCAACAGCAGCAGCAGCAGCAACAACAACAGCAGCAGCAGCAUCAUCAUCAUGUACAAAGCACCCAAAUACAACACAUUCAAGUUCAGGCGGCGCCGCCCCAGCAACAACAUCAACAGCAGCAACAGCAGCAGCAACAACAGCAGCAGCAGCAGCAACAACAACAACAGCCACAGCAGGCCGCAGCGCAGGCGCAGCACCUGACCAUCACGAAUACGGUAUCGCUGCCCGCAGCGAACACCGUCAAGAAGCGCAAGAUCACCUUCUCCGAUGACGAUGACAAUAUUUACACCACCGAAACGGUCGACUAUGCCGUCAAGGACGAGCAGACCAUUGUGAAAACUGCUGAGAUGACAUUUCUACGCGGCGCCGUCAAAAUGGAUAUACCCGAUUAUAUAGUCAGUGAGGUGGACGAUCGUUUAUCGGACGGCGCGACGCCACAAACGUCACAGGAUGCGACCACAGCGGCCGCACAGACUGUGGCGCAAUACUCUUCCGAAUACGAGAUCCUAACCGAGUCUGAAAUCGAGGAGAAAUAUCAAGCAGAUCCCGAGAAUGCCGAAAUUGCCAUCGAAAUGACACGCCUGCUGAGCACAGCGAGCGGCGCAACAACCACAACCACCGCACAGGCGGUGCUGGAGGAUCCUAGCGCCGCGCCGACGGGUGCCACAACCACCGUUUCGGUGACGCCAGUCAAAACUGACAACAAAGCCAGCGGCACCAAUGAUUCACCCAAUAAUAAAUGGACAGAAUGUCAAUUUUGCAAAAUGGUUAUAACCACGGUGAAUCUUUGGAGACAUAUUCGCACCCAACAUACGCCCCAACCGCCGCGCAAAUGCGAUCUCUGCAAUAAGAAUUUCAAAAACAAAUACAGCCUACGCGAGCACAUACGCAUCUCCCAUGAGCAGAAGGUGGCCAUCAAGACGGAGAACUGAUGGACGAUCUUUCAGGUGCAGCACGGCGUCAAUUGAAUAUUCCAGGCGGCACGGAACCAAUGCGAGCGAGACGGAGCAUACUAACUAGAAAGAGAGGGCGACACGGAGACAGAGCGAGUACAAGAGAGAGAGAGAGAGAGAGAGAUAUAGAACAUUACGUCCAACAAAAAAAAAAAACAACAAAUGCUGCAAAUGCUAAAAACCUCAGCUAGUGGCAAGACAAAACAACACAAAAAAUAAAUGUAAAGCAAACAAAACUGAAAGAAGAAACAAAAAAAAAAAAAGAGCAGGAGGAGGAGGAGGAGGAUAAUGUUAAAGCACUUUUCCAGUCAUUAGCACUUACUUUGCAUUCAACUAAAAUGAGAAAAGAAAAUGAAAACAAAAAAAAAAAAAGAAAAACAAAAGCUUAAAUCAGAUCUGUUUGAUGGCCGACAAAAAAUUGAUAUAAAUGUAUAGAAAUAGGAAAUGCUUGCUUAUUCAAAUGCUGCAACAGAUCUGAGGCAAAGCGAACUAUAUAACAUUCUAUAUACCAUAUAUUAUUAUUAGUAUAUGUGUGUCUGUCUAUCGAGAUGUUCAUUUGUAAGCCACAGCAAAUGUCGAGUCAGUCGGUUUGUGGAGCUGUUCAAGCCCAAUAUUGACCAAGCCAUGUCAUAUGUAUCUAUAUAUAUAUAUAUAUAUAUAUAAGCAGGCAGUUAUAUAGAUUCCCGGCAAAUUGAAAAACAAAACAAAUUGAAAUUAAUUUAUGUAUUUUAGUUAAUUAGUUAGCCAAGUGCGUAGCGUACAUCACGUAACUGUACAUACAUUAAGCUUAACUCUAAUUAUAUAAUUCCUAGAUUCUAUAUAUAUAUACAUUUGAAUAUAUAUAUUUAUUUUAUAGAGCGCUAGAGCCAAAGCCAGACUAGGCCCACAGUCAAACAAUGUGUUUUUUUUUUAUUUUUUAUUUUUAUUUAUAUAUUUUGCUCAACACACACACACACACACACACACACACACGAAACCUGUACAAAAUGAAAUAUAAUUCAGUUUUAGAUAUUCUCUAAA